AGUAGUAGGCGAUGAAGGUGUAUUACAGUUUCCCUGGCUGUAUGAAAACUUAAUUGAUAGAAGACGACUUUUCUUUCUCUCAUUCCUUGCGAUAUACUGCUCUACCCAGCGCAAAGGCUUGGCCACUGUGACUGGGAGGAUGGUAGCUGUGCAGAGACACUGUGAGAGGAACUGGCUCUACCCGUUGCUGUGGCUAGCUUUGAAAGCAGGUGCAGAAUCGUCAUGGCAGGACUGUAGCACCCUGGCGGUGUGCCCCCCUGUGGCCAGGCCAGGAAGUGCCGUGAGCGCGUCCUGUGCGUUGAGCGCGUCCUGUGCCCGGGACCGCGGGGUUGACGCUGAGGACAUCACGUGGAGGCUGGAUGGAGAGGAGGUCCCCAGAGACCUGUACGGCUCUGUCGGGAUCAGCAUCUCUACAGUGACCCUGCCAGCCCUCCCCCUGGCUGGGGCCAAUCUGAGCUGCUACGCCCGCUAUGGAGGAUCCGACACGCUGCUUCAAAGCAGAGAGAUCAAAGUGGCAUCCCCCCCUGCGCAGCCCAAGAUCCUGUCCUGCAUUUCCAUUCGUCUGGCCAACCUCAGCUGCUCCUGGGACCCUGGACCCGAGACUCUGCUGAGGACCAACUUCACCCUGAGCGUGACGGAGGUGAUGAGAUGCUGUGGCUCCAAAUUCAAAGACCCCCUGGAGUGCCAGGCUGCCCCGGGUGAGAGGUCGUGCACCGUGCCCGCCAAGAACCUGUACGCUUCCUACAAUGUGACGGUGAGGGCAGAGAACGAGCUGGGCAGCCAGACCUCCCCUGUGCUCUGCCUGAGUGGAAUGGAUGCAGGUGAGCUGUCUCCUCCGAGGGUUGUGAGCGUGUCUUCUGUAGCAGGACAGGAGGACUGCCUGGUGCUGAGCUGGGACCUGCACUACUCGGAGAUACACAAUGCCUCGUCCGCUCUCUAUGAGAUGCAGUACAGGGCAAGGGGGGAGAAGCUGUGGAAACAUACUCUCAUUGAUGUGAGAGAGACCAGUCCUGUGCCGGUGAGGCUGUGUGACCUCCUCGCCUUCACGGAUUACACUUUGAGACUGAGGGGCAGAUACAAGAGCGACAUGAGCCACUGGAGUGAGUGGAGCAACACGGGAGAGGCAAGGACACCAGAGAGGGCUCCAUCAAAAGAACCCCAGCUUUGGAGACGCAUUGAGCCUCUCGAUUCAGAGGGAGAAAGACGGGUCACACUCCUGUGGAAGCCGCUGAAAAGACACGAAGCCAACGGCAGGAUUCUGAGGUACAGGGUAUUCCGCCAGCACCCGGGUACCCCAGAAAAGACAGAGCUGAGCGAGUGUGGCGGCACCACUCCUCUAGCCAGCCUUGAAUGCAGCAUCCUCCUGCCUGCCGAACGCUGCGUCCUCUCCCUGUCUGCGUACAGCUCCGCAGGGCAGUCCCCCCAGGCCAGCAUCACCAUCCCAGCCGCUGGUCAAGCAGCGCUGCCUGGUCUCUCAACCCUGGCCGCGUCUCCUGUGGAUGACCACAGCCUCCUGGUCCAGUGGAAGCCCCCGGAGAGGCCCUCGGUGUCUGGCUUCAUCCUGGAGUGGUGUGUGCUGUCCGAGAGGGAGGGCUGCGUCCUGCACUGGCACCGACUGCCCCGUCACUCCAGGGACAUGGUCAUUUCAGAGAGCAUUGAGCCCAAGCGCCUAUACAGAGUCUCUGCCUAUGUGCUGGAUGAGGGAGAGGCUGGGGACCCAGUGUCUGUACAAGCCUACUCCAGACAGGGUGCUCCAACCCACGGCCCCUCGCUCCGUCCCAAGACCACCUGGAAGACAGGGGUGCAGCUGGAGUGGGACCCCAUCCCGCUGGACGAUCGCCAGGGGUUCAUCCAAAAUUACACCAUCUUCUACCAGAGCGAAGAUGGGGUCUCAGACUUCGUGGUGGUUAAUGGUUCUGUGCACCAGCUCCGGCUGGACGGUCUCUCCUUGGACCAUGAGUACAAACUCCACGCCGUGGCUUCAACUGACCAGGGUGGCGCUGCAGGACCGGACAUCUACGUGCAGACACUCCGUGAUGAUGGUACCAUGCUGCUGGUGAUUCCUCUCUCCACUCUGCUCACCCUGAUCUCCAUCGUCACGCUCCUGGCCUGCGUCCAGCAGAGGCAAGCGAUGAAGAAUUGUUUCUUUUCGAGAAUUCCAGACCCCGCGGAUAGCAGCCUGGCCACCUGGAUGCCCAAGGAGGUCUGGAUGGAUUUCAGAGACUACCAGGGUGACCACUGCCUCAAGGCACAAGUUGACAUCUCUGCACCCCAGUCUGACACCUUGCAGGAGACGCUGUCCUCGUUGAGCCAGCCGGAGCACCAGGACCCUACCGGCCUGGGGGACGGAGUGACCAUUCCCAUCCAAACCAACUGCACCGCUGUGAUUCUGCAGCACUGCAUUGACGAUGACUACGUAAGAGACGCUCCCGGGAGAAGCUUUGCUGAGCAGGGCUCUAUGGACUACUCCACUGUGACGGGCAUCGCGGGCAGGUAUACCCAGAUACCCCAACCUAAGCUUGCCCUCCUACCCUGUAACCCUGAUCACGGAGUCCAAACCCCCUCCCCAGGCCUCUUCAAUAAGACCUAUCAAAGCCUGUUGUAUCCUGAUAUGAUGGACCCAGCCCUGGGUAAUGUGGAGGAGGAGGAGGAGGAGGAGGAGGAGGGAUCUUUCAGUAUGUUCCCCUUGUUACUGGGGCAGCUGAUGCAGGGCGGUGCCCAGAACUCAGGGCUCUGAGCCAGAUAACAAGCCCCUGUCCACUGUGGAGGCUCAACUAGACAAUACAAUACAGAUCCCAACUUCUAACAGGGAUGGAAAUGAGACUCCCGUUGCAUAGAAGUUUGAUCCAUUCCUGGUUUUACUUUGAGUAACAUAAGACACACCUGAGCAUGUAUUAAAGCCUGGAAUAACUGAGACUGCUGUGCAGUAGAAGUCUUAUUUCCAUCCCUAUAUAAUGUCCUGAAAGUGAAGCAUUCAGUUUUUUUCAGCAAUCAGAGGAUUUUAAGUUCUGAAAAUAGAAACUUAGUAAAAGUUAAAAUAAUAUUGAAAAUAUCAGCUGUU
Molecule: messenger RNA, 3061 nt
Organism: Polyodon spathula (Mississippi paddlefish)
Lineage: Eukaryota; Metazoa; Chordata; Actinopteri; Acipenseriformes; Polyodontidae
Product: granulocyte colony-stimulating factor receptor-like
Exons: 14
Coding region: 140-2737 (865 amino acids)
Biological process (GO): cytokine-mediated signaling pathway
Cellular component (GO): signaling receptor complex; external side of plasma membrane
Molecular function (GO): cytokine binding; cytokine receptor activity
Source: RefSeq, a predicted model, not a curated record